AUGUAUUUCGAAACACUGCUUUGCGGUUACCCACACUGCUUCGUGGCACAGACAAAGGCACGUAACGAGAAGUUAAAAGCAAUACUUCCCUCACGGAAGGACCAGAAUCCUGAGCAGAACCCGGAGGAGAACCUGCCGGACAUCGCGGUGUGCUACGCCGUGGGCGGGAUGUCCACCCACUGGACCUGCUGCACACCCAGGGAACACCCCACCGUGGAGCGCUGGGAUGGGAUAGACGACGAGGAGUGGGACACUCUGUACAGUCGUGCUGAGGAACUCUUCAAAACUAACCAGACGGCUUUCGAAUACUCCGUGCGCAACACCGCUGUCAAGGACGCCCUUCUGCGGGAGUACGAGGGUGACCUGCCUGCUGACUACCCCGUACAGAACCUCCCAUUGGCCUGCGAGCGUCGUAAGGACAAGCCGGAAUUCGUCACCUGGAGCUCCGCCAGCACCAUCCUUGGGCCAUUGUUGGACAUGCCGAAGGAAAAGUUCCAGAUUCUGGAGCAGCACCAGUGUGUCAAGCUGUUCCAUGACGGCAGCAACGUGCAGUACGCUCUGGUCAGGAAUCUGGGGAACUGGAACGAGAAGCUCCGGAUACAGGCAAAGGUGUACGUGGUUUGUGCUGGGACAGUCCAGACACCACAGCUGCUCUACAGGUCUCACAUCCAUCUGACCGCCCUUGGCCGCUACCUGUGUGAGCAGCCCAUGGCCUUCUGCCAGGUCGUGCUGCGGCAGGACAUCAUGGACUCCAUCCCAACACCUGAGGACCAUGAGGAGGACUCGCAGGACCCCAUCCCGAUCCCCAUUAAUGAUCCCGAUCCUCAGGUAUGGAUCCCGGUGUCAGAGGACCGACCCUGGCACUGCCAGAUCCACAGGGACGCCUUUUCGUACGGGGGCAUCAAGCCUAACGUGGACACCCGUCUCAUCGUGGACCUGCGCUGGUUCGGCAAGAUGAACGCGCCUCAUUCUGAUAACAAGAUGACAUUCAGUGACGUCAUCAAUGAUCGCCAUGGCAUGCCACAGGUCACCUUUCACUACAAGAUUCGUACCCAAGAAGAACGUGACCAGCAGCACGCCAUGAUGGAGGACAUGAUGCGGGCUGCCGGGGCCUUGGGCGGGUUUCUCCCGAUCUCACCGCCGCAGUUCAUGCCGAUGGGCCUCUCUCUGCAUCUGACGGGCUCGGUGCGUGUGGGUACAGACCCAACCACAUCUGUUGUGGACGAGUACAGCAAGGUGUGGGGGUUUGACAACCUGUAUCUCGGCGGAAAUGGCGUCAUCCCUACCGCCACAGCAUGUAACACCACCCUCACCAGCUCCGCACUGGCUAUUCGUGCAGCACAGCAUAUCCUACAGAACUGGGAUGAUGGAGAGUAG
Messenger RNA from Branchiostoma floridae (Florida lancelet), 1377 nucleotides. Its product is annotated as pyranose 2-oxidase-like. Lineage: Eukaryota; Metazoa; Chordata; Leptocardii; Amphioxiformes; Branchiostomatidae. The transcript has 9 exons. The record is from RefSeq and is a predicted model, not a curated record. Bases 1 to 1377 code for a protein of 458 amino acids. Gene Ontology annotation, molecular function: oxidoreductase activity, acting on CH-OH group of donors; flavin adenine dinucleotide binding.